AUAAGCUUGGGAAUCGUUUGAGAAGGAAACUAAAAGAAGCUCUGAUACCCAAAGAAGGAAAGGAGAAAAAAAAAACCUGUGGGGGGGGGGGUGAGGCAAGGGGAGGAGGAAGAAGGGAGGAGGAGUGCAGGGAAGCUGGGGAGGAAGGGGACGGGCACUGGUCGUAGGACCUAAUGCAUUGCAAAGUACAACAGUGCGGUGAUGGGGAAGGAGAGAAGAGCAUAAUGAGUUCUUUCCAGGCCCUCACUCUGAAUGAAGGCAGAGAAAAAGUUCAGAAGCCACAAGAGGGGCCAAACCCUUUAUAUCCCCAGGAGGACCGGACAGGAUCUUCAGUAAAUCCAGCUAGCAAUGAUAACGGUUUGCUGCUGCAGCUGCCCUCAUUGAGGCGGUGGCUGCUGCCUCUGCUGCUGCUAGUGUUGCUGUUGCUGCUGCCGCCACCUCUGCUGUUUCUGCUGCUGCUGCUAUUUCUGCUGCUGGUGCUGCUGCCCCUACUGCUGCUGCUGCUGGUGCUGCCGCUGCUGGGGCUCCUGCGUUACUGGGAGAGAUUGUGCCGCUGCGACAGGGGAGGACGAGGCUAGUAGCUCAAGGAGGCUCCAACGCGCAGGCGCUGUUGGAGCCACUGACUAGCUCCUCAGUCAAGGGCUUAUUGGGAGCUCCUUGUCUGGAGAGCAUUUCAAGACUGAGGGAAAUCGGGCUGCGAACCACCAAGAACAGCUCCCUUGCAACACAGAAGCGAUUUUUCUUCCCAUCUCCGUAUGGAAGAAAGGAGGAUGUAUGACUAGACACCAAAUCAGUUCUUUUUUGUGGAUUACAUUUGCAGUAAGAUGUAUGGAUCUAUCUCUUCCUUGUUCUUAUAUAUAGAUCAUGAGACUUGACUGAGGCAAUAUCCUUAGCAUCCAUCCAUCUAUGGCGAACUAUAGCCAUGCAGCUGACAACAUUUUGCAAAAUCUCUCUCCUUUAACCGCCUUUCUGAAACUGACUUCCCUGGGUUUCAUAAUAGGAGUCAGCGUGGUGGGUAACCUUCUGAUCUCCAUUUUGCUAGUCAAAGAUAAGACCUUGCAUAGAGCUCCUUACUACUUCCUGUUGGAUCUUUGCUGCUCAGAUAUUCUCAGAUCUGCAAUUUGUUUCCCAUUUGUAUUCACCUCUGUUAAAAAUGGCUCUACCUGGACUUAUGGGACUCUGACUUGCAAAGUGAUCGCCUUCCUGGGGGUUUUGUCCUGCUUCCACACUGCUUUCAUGCUGUUCUGCAUCAGCGUCACCAGGUACUUAGCUAUAGCUCACCACCGCUUCUAUACAAAAAGGCUGACCUUUUGGACUUGUCUGGCUGUCAUCUGUAUGGUGUGGACCCUCUCUGUAGCAAUGGCUUUUCCCCCAGUUUUAGAUGUGGGCACUUAUUCAUUCAUUAGGGAGGAGGAUCAAUGCACCUUUCAACAUCGUUCCUUCAGGGCCAAUGAUUCCUUGGGAUUUAUGCUGCUCCUUGCCCUCAUACUCCUAGCCACACAGCUUGUCUACCUCAAGCUGAUAUUUUUUGUCCACGAUCGAAGGAAAAUGAAGCCAGUCCAGUUUGUAGCAGCAGUCAGCCAGAACUGGACUUUUCAUGGCCCAGGAGCCAGUGGUCAAGCAGCUGCUAAUUGGCUGGCAGGAUUUGGAAGGGGCCCCACACCACCCACCCUGCUGGGCAUUAGGCAAAAUGCAAAUACCACAGGCAGAAGAAGGCUGCUGGUCUUAGACGAGUUCAAAAUGGAAAAGAGAAUCAGCAGAAUGUUCUACAUCAUGACUUUUCUCUUCCUCGCCUUGUGGGGCCCCUACCUGGUGGCCUGUUACUGGAGAGUUUUUGCAAGAGGGCCUGUAGUUCCAGGGGGAUUUCUAACAGCCGCUGUCUGGAUGAGUUUUGCCCAAGCAGGAAUCAAUCCUUUUGUCUGCAUUUUCUCCAACAGGGAGCUGAGGCGCUGUUAGCACAACCCUUCUUUACUGCAGAAAAUCCAGGUUACCAAGGGAACCUUACUGUGUUAUAUGAGGGAGCAUCUGUAAAUCUUUAGCCUUGUGAAACACUACCCUUCUCUGCUAAGCAAUUGUGGCCUGUAGCCAUAUCUUGAGAAGAAAAUCAAGAAUGGGAUCAGCAGUUGUAAGGAUUUGGGCAACAUUCUGCAGUCCUUGCAUUAGCUCACCUAUAAUCCUAUUUUAAACCUAAAAGUGUUCCUGCUGACCAUUGGUGAAGGUUUGUAAUUAAGAAAGGACUGAACCACUGCCCUAAGUUUCUCUAUGUGGUUGAAAUCUAGAUCCUGAAAGUAGCAGGUGCUAAGUAUCAGUGCUAAAUGCUGUGUAUAUCACUACAUAAGAUAAGACCAUCAAAAAAGAUUAGCAUUGGACAUCUUAAUAAAUUAAGUUGACAUGAGGUAAAUGUGUUGAUAAAAAAACUAAUUUUAGAAGUUUGAAGACUUUGAAACAUUUCAUACUCUUAUUGUUUUUGCAAAGACUAAUUACUGGGGGACUUAAAGUACUGUAAUCAACUAAAGAUGUGCCAUGCAUUAUUGGAUUAUCACACUUAAAAAUCUGUUUGCCUUGUAAGUUUUGGGGAGCAUUCCAAAAGCAGGAUUUUGGUUCCAAUUUGAGUUAACUUCCCACCCCCAAAUGUGUUACUGUUUCUAAAUGCCAUUUUUCCUACUGGUAAAAAAUACUAGCAUUGGACUAUGUUAUGUAGCUUUUUGUUGAUUUGGUAAAAAGGUUUACUCAACUCAUUUUAUAUUUUGCAAAUACUAGAUAUCUGUCUGGUAGGCAACAUUAGUGGUAAUAUCCAGUCAUAAUUGAGCAUAAUACAGAACAAACACAUGUUGCCUUAUAGGGUUAUCUAGUAUUUUCCAUUUUAUUUAUCAUUGGAGCAAAUAGGCAAGGAAAAUUGAAUCUGUAAUUCUGGUCAGUCAUCUGGGAGUGCAUGAAAGAUCACUUAAUCCUCUCUUUCCUUUUUCUCCCAUGGUUUGAAAAAUUAGGGUGCACAUCAUUGGGAUAAUGUGAAUCAUUUUUUUUAAGGUGUGCUGCCCAUUCUAGUUUGUUCUGAGAAACACAGGCAGUUGAUGUAUGUUUAUAUUUUGAGUCAGCUGUCAUGGGGAGACCACAGCCUUAGUAUGAUAUCUUGCACAAUUUGUGGAGCAUUUAUUCUACUGAAGGCACAGUCUUGUUUAUACUUUCUGCACAUUGGGUGUAUUGGUCGUUUUAAAUUAUUUAAGUUUUAACUUGUGAAAGCUUAUAAUAUGAUUUCUGGUAUUUUAGAAAUACAUUAGAGUCUGUGAGUCUCAUUCUUUAAGAUACAGAUGUGUGAAUUUCAAUAUAAAGUUGCAUUUGCCAAAAUUUACCUGUGUAGCCUGUUAAUUUUCUUGGAAUAAAAUUUUAAUUUUUUUAAAACUUACAUUAAAAAAAGUUUAGUUAGGAAGCACAAACUAGGGAGAUUAUAGAUGUGUUAUGGCUUGUUAUUUUCUGUAGUUGCUAUAUUCCCAAAGUAUAAAUAUAUGAAUGAUGAGGAGCACAAAUCUGAUAAAUGACAUCAUCUUCAAUUGCACUGUUGUGAGGUUUACUAUAAUUAACUCUCAUCCUUGUUCUAAUAGGACAUUUCUAUUCAAAGGUGCAAACCAAUAUACCUAGUUGGCUAACAGUUUUGAAAUAAGCACCACAUUUUAAUUUUGGAGAGUAGUUACAACUUGGCACCAUGAAUUUGAAGUCUAUAAGAAGCACAACCUACAAUAAAAAUCUGACAAAUCAAAACCAUUUAUUAUUUAUUUUUUGUGAGAUUACUAGAAAUUAUAUAGUGCUUGCCCCUUUCAUUGUACAGUAGUUUUGUAUCCACAAAAUUAUUAACUAUAAAAUGAAGACAUCACUAGAAUUCUGAAAAGUUCAUGCUGACCUAGAAUAAUAUAUGAAACCAUCCAGAGUUUUGUUCAUAUAAGAGCAAAGAAUUCAAGCAGUGAUUUAGUGAGCAAUCUGUUUGACCUCAUUUUCACUUCAUACCAAAGUUGAUUGGAUCUGAGGCAAAAAUGAAUAUAUUACAGUGAAAUGAAUCUCAACAUAUAAAUAAUGUGCUUCAUUGGUAUAAGAACUAGACCUGAGAUUUCAGUGGGAUAGGGCUCUCCCUGAUGAAGACACUGUCUCUAUCAAUGCAGGUCAACAGCUUAUUGGUAACUUAAAGUUGUCUAGAGUAGGGCUUCUUAAACUUUUUCUACUUUUUGCCUGAGAAAUUUUUAUGCAACCCUGAGUAUAUAUGUAUAUAAAAUAAGUAUACAUAACCUUUUACUGUUGCCAAUUUUUGUGACCCCCCACAUUCAGUUAUGUGACCCCCAUAUGAGUUAACCUGUGAAACUGUUAAACUUAAACUGUCACAGUUUAAGAAGCUUGGAUCUAGAGCACUUACAAGUGAAGUGAUUUGUCCAGGGUCAUACCACCAGCAUGUCAAAAUUCAUUCCUUGGUCUUCCUAGUUUGGAGAUUGGCUCUCUAUCUAUUAUAACAUGCUGUCUCUCUAAUUCGAAUGAGAAUUGUUAAUAUCAUGGUCUGAAACAUAAUGAAGGACUUUUUGCCAAAGGAAAGUUAUUUUGAUUACAUUCAAUUUCAAAAUGAAAGCUUUUCAUUGGAAAAAAAUAAUUACAGUGAUUACAGCUAUGGAGCACCUUAAGCAAGCAGACUUUUAAUCAUCCCUGGCAACUUUAGCACCAUACUACCUCCAUGAAGGAUGUGGAGACCAGGAUGUUAAUAUCCAUUUCAUAAAGGAGAAAACUGAUAUACAGUUCAAGACUAAAGGAGCUAAACAAACAAGCAAAAGAAUAAAGGAGCCAAGGUCUGAGCACUUGAUUUCUAAUAUAUCUCAAGAUAUCCAGCUUUGCUUCCCAUAUAUGAACAUAUAUUCUUAUAAAUAAACAUACAAGAAAAUUACAAACUUGAAGCCACUUAAAUUUAAUGUGUACAAUUGUUACUUGAACAUAAAAAUAAUUAGACCAACAUUUGCAGAUCAGGUGCUGAGCAAUGGAGGUCAACACUGUUUGUAAGUCAUCAAAAUAACUGUGAAAGGCAAUGUGACAUAGUGCACAGAGCUGGCCUCAAAGCCAGGAAGACCUAAGUUCAAGUUUAAUCUUUGAUACCCUGACUGUGUGACCUUGGACAAGUCACUUAACUUCUCUGGGCAGUUCUCUAAGACCACAGGUUAUAGAAUAAGUGCCAACAUGCGUCGAUAGAGGGAGUUUACUUACUUGAGAGUUCCCUAUACCAAUAAAAUCAUAUAUCUGGUCUCUAUCCCUUCCCCCUGAGAUAACUAAAGUUUCCAGAAUACAAAUGGUUGGUCUAUUUUUGGUUUCUUAAUGACAAAUUCAGAUCGACUGGCCUUCCAAUUGAAAGCUCAACUGUUGUGACAGUUGGAAGUAACUGAUUUAACAUGAAAAUGAUCUAAUCAGGGCAUCUUAUAGACAUAGCCCCAGUGCUUUCUAACUGCUCAAUGGGAAAGGCACAUGUUGUCAACAGUAAUGAUGUGCUGUGCCACAUAUACUAACUCACCAUCUGUAGAACCUGUGCUUUGAAUUUCUAGUAGCAAUGAUUAGUUUGCAUUGAUCCACCCACAUACUUUGUGCCCAAUAGGCUAUAUUUGUGAGAUAACUGGCUAACAUUAAGAGCAUAGUCUGUGGCCAUGCAAUCUUAUCCAUCAAUUAAUGGAAGCACAAAGAGGCCUAUUGCCUUGCUUGAGUCCCCAAAUAUGAUGACUAUGCAAUGCAAAGCAAAUGGUUGGAGAUGGAAAACACUGUUUGAACACCUGAAUUUCUAAAGAGAGAAAAACCUGAAUUUCCAAAGUUUUCCCUCUCUAUUGAAUUUCAGCCUAUUGUAUUUUGGUUGUAGUUGGUAAGAUCAGAUUCUAUUACCAUGGAGAUUGAUUUGUACUUGCUAAUCAACUAUCUUGUCUGCUCCUUCUCUUGCUUCUGCUCUCUUGGGUACAAAAUGAUUAGCUUAUACUUGAAUAACAGACAUGGUAUUCAUGGAUAUGAGUCAGUCUCUCCUCCCACUUUCCUUGGAUUCCCUUCUAUGUCUUUUCUCCCAUGUCUCCUUACGGCUUCCUGAGAUGCCCUUCAAAUCAGUUUCCCAUCCACUCUAACACACCAGUUAGGCAAUCAAUUAUGACAUGAUUGGGUGAAUUGCCUAUUGUGGGCCUUUAAGAUUGUCACUGGAAUGAAUGAAUGAAGGGGAAACCACCAACCACUGAUUGUUGAUCUUUUUGCCAGCUGUAUGAAAGAAGCACAGUAGAGCCAAGAGGAUCAGAGACUCUCUCACAGUCCUGGUUGUCAGUUUUAAGAAUAGCUAAGUCUCUUGCACACUUAACUGAGAUGUAAAUUUGUCCCUCUUUCCCCUCCUUCCUCACCUCCACCCUCCUAUCUCCAAAUAUACUCCCACACCUAUCAGGAUAGCAAGACCUGGAAUUCAUAGUGUAUUUGUGGUUAAACAAGGAGGCCAGAUUGUAUUUGGGAUGUCUAAGCUUUGACCAGAUUGUGAAGAAUGGAUAGAGGUUCCUGGAAGAAUUCCCCUCUGGUGGCAAUAUGGAAUAUGGCUUUAUUUCUAGGGUGUGAAACAAAGGCAGGAACAAUUAUAUGAUUGUGUUAGUGGUUUGGCAUAGUAAAAAAUAGCUACCUCAUGAAUGUUUGUUUUUGUUUUUGCUUUUUUAAACCAGCCCUUAGUUGGGCACUAAGUACUUUUCCCUUACCCACUCACCCCCUCCCCCCCAAAAAAUCUGGCUUGGCCUGCAAAGUAUGAUUAUAUUGAAAAUACAAUAGAUCACCUUUAUGGUGCUGGUGUAGGAGAGUGGAUUAAUUCCAACUUUAUAAAUAAUCAUUGUGUUUUGAGGGGGAUAUACUCAUGAGAAAUCAGAAGCCAUGUAGUAAUGAAGUCUUACAAUGGGAUUCUUUGAUAAUUUUUAUGGCAGCGUGACCCGUAAUUCAGAGGGAAACAUAACAAAACUCAGCAUGUCUAUGCACUCACCAUGAGCUGUCCCCAUUUCAUUCAUAACAUAGCUUUCAUUCUUACUAGAACAGAGUGGCUGGUAUAGAAUUCAUUAAUUCCAUAUGAGGAAGAAGAAGAAAAUACAGGUAAGAUGAUAAAUGUUAAGUUUUAUAAAGACUAGCUAAAUACAUUUAUCCAGGUAGAUGCUUACCAGAGUUGCAGGUUAUUUCUGGUCCCAGCAUCCUAGAAAGGGGUCCCCCGCCCCAUGCCAUGAAUUUUGCGUUGGCAUUUUUUUGGCAUUGUACAGAUACAUGGUUUGAAUUGAAACUGCAGGAAUCUAUUAUGAAAAUGGUUUAUUUGCUGAGAAUGUUUGCAUGCUAGUUUCUGGGGCUUUUCUAUUUCUUUCUGAAACAUUCUGACAGUAAAAUAAUACAGCUCUUUAAUGUUGAAGGCCAUUUUCAUGACUAGCCAGAAGGUUGUAUAUAAAUGAAUAAUCCAGCUCAUCUGACUCAACUGGGGUUUUUUAGCCAUCCAUCAAAAUAGUCAUACUGGUUUGUUGAAAAAGACACAGGUUCCAGGUAAUAGAGAUUUGUUGUUAAUAAGAAUGAUGUGGAGAAAGCUUUCUGGAUAACCUUUUUAACCCUGGCCUAUAAUAAUUAUAUCUAGACAGAUGUAAUAAAAUUUUAAAAAUAUUUCAAUUAAAUUCAACAAACAUUUAAUAAGUGCUAUGUUCAAGGCACUAUGCUAAGGUAAUGGGGAUACAGAGAUGAAAAUGACAUGAUCCUUGAUUUCAUAGAGCUUACAGUUUAAUAGGGAGAUGAGAUGUAUAUGCAAAUAAUUAUAAUACCAGAGUGGUAAUGGGAGAUUCAAGAAAGAUGAGAUCAUUUUUAGCUGAAGAAUUUCAAGGAGGAGAUGAUGUCUGAUUCAGGCCAUGACGAACAAGGACGUUUUCAAUAGGUUGAGGGGGAAGAGGGGAGGGGACCUGUUUAAGGUAUGGGGGCUGACAUCUGUAGUAAAUGUAUAGAGUCAGGAGAGGGCAAUAGGGUCCUCAGGAAUGGUAAAUAAGUACUUAAAUUGAGCUAGAAUUUAGAGUCAUCUAGAGCAGUACUUCUGAAAUAAGAUUGGAAAGACACAGUCAUGUUGUUAAAGGCCUUGAAUGACAAAAUAAGGCAUUUAUAUUUUGUUCCAUAUUCAAAUGGGGAGCCACUCAAAGACUUCAAGCAAGCGAAUGUUAUUUUGAGACCUAUGCAUUAGAAAGAUUACUUUGGUCACAGAUGGAUUAAAGAGCCAAAACACCACAACUCUUGGCAAGUAAUUGGACAUAAGAAGCAAAGGAGAGGAAAAAGUCAAAAGUGACUAUGAGUUAUCUGGCCUGAAUGACUGGAUGAAUCAUGGUAUCAGCAAUAGAAAUAGUGAUGUUAGGAUUAAGGGUGGUUUUUGAGUGAUGAAUAAUGAGUUUUAUUUUGUAUGUGCUGAGUUAGAGGCAUUGGUGGGAUUUCUAGGUGGUGAUAGCAAGAAGAGAUUAGGAAAUGCAGAACAAAAAGUCAGGGAGGAGAAAAAGACUAGAAAUGGAGAUUUGGCAAUUGUUUGCAUCUAGUUAAUAAUUGUGUAACGAUUGGAAUGACGCCACCUGCUGGAGACUUACUGUAGAAGAGUUCCGCCCAUGAAGCGAAGGUCUUUGAGGGCAAGACCAGGAGUCUUUUCUUUGGCGUCAGGAAGUGACG
Messenger RNA from Dromiciops gliroides (monito del monte), 8682 nucleotides. RefSeq names its product G protein-coupled receptor 85 (gene GPR85). Lineage: Eukaryota; Metazoa; Chordata; Mammalia; Microbiotheria; Microbiotheriidae. The record is from RefSeq and is a predicted model, not a curated record. Gene Ontology annotation, molecular function: G protein-coupled receptor activity. Gene Ontology annotation, biological process: G protein-coupled receptor signaling pathway. Gene Ontology annotation, cellular component: plasma membrane.